GAAAAAAUAUCUUCAUGUUUUGUAUCUUUCUUUUAUAACUCACAUAAUUCUCUUCCAGAAUUCUUGGAUUUGUCCCAAAUUAAUUGGAGCCCCAAGAAGAAGAACAAUCUUCAAAAAAAAGGAAGAAGAAAAUGUGUAAUCAUCAUGAUGAUCAAUCACAAGACAACCUCCCUUGUCUCCAUUGUCAACCACAUUCAUACAUUCACAUGGUUCAACAUAUGAUAGAGAGAUGCAUUCUACUUCGUAUGACUCGUGAUGAAUGCGUCAAGGCGUUAGACCACCACGCAAACAUUCUACCGGUCGUUACGCUCACCGUUUGGAGAGGACUCCAAAGGGAAAAUAAGGACUUCUUUGAAACGUAUGGGCAUUUCGUCUCUCCUAGGCCACUCUUAAGUGGAUAUGUUCGGAGAUCGCCAAGAAUUGCGAGAAGGAUAUAGUGAAAGACUUUGCUUCAGGCUUCUAGAUAUGUGAGAGAAAAAGCUUAAAGGGCUAUGUUAUUAAAGAUAGCAAAGAUGAAUUAGUCGUGCUUAUAUGUAGAUCAUGUGAAAAAGGUUUCUUUAUUGUGUGAUCUAUUUCUAAGCUUACUUGUUUAGAUGCAGUCUAGUAAUUGAAAACUCUUACAAGAAUUAUUUUACGUUGCUGUUAUUUCUUUUUUUUUGUUAUUUUUUUUUUCUUUUUCUUUUCUUGCUGUUAUUUCUUGCUUCAAGUGAUUCCAUCGCUUGGAUAAAAGACAUAAAGAACUAGUGAAACAUUGGCUUAU
Molecule: messenger RNA, 760 nt
Organism: Eruca vesicaria subsp. sativa (arugula)
Lineage: Eukaryota; Viridiplantae; Streptophyta; Magnoliopsida; Brassicales; Brassicaceae
Source: the annotation of a GenBank genome assembly